Prorocentrum cordatum is the source of this 1944-nucleotide messenger RNA. NCBI's taxonomy places the organism in Eukaryota, Dinophyceae, Prorocentrales, Prorocentraceae. The record is from the annotation of a GenBank genome assembly.
AUGCAGAAACAGCUCGGCCUCAUGCGCACCGAGACCCCGACCAAGUCCGAGAUCAACGCCUCGCUCCAGCGCGAGAGCGACCUCGCGAUCAUCAUCUGCCGGUCGAAGGCAAUGGUUUCUCGCUCGAACGUGCCGGAUCGACUGCAGGAGUGGUUAGCCGCCGCGAGUUGCAGCAACGACGAUUUCGACAUCAUCGGAGAGCCCGCUUCGAAGAAAUUUACGCUCCAGUUCAAGAGUGCCUCUGGCUACGCCUCACGCGAGGUCAGCCAGUGCCUUCCCCAGCCCACGAACGGCCCGAACAGACGGCGCCGUUUCAGUGGAUGGGAUGCAUUCAGCCAAGCAGUGGAGGUGCACGCGUCUGUCGACAAAUCCCUGUACCAAGUCAAGUUCGAAUUGCUUCUCAAGCAGCUGCGCCGCACGACCAACGGGUUGCACCCAAUCGCGGAGCUCUUCGCCGACGAAGCUCGCGGGGAGAUCGCCCACCGUUGGAAGCAGCUGCUCCGCGUUAUCCCUAAUGCUGGCGCUGAUCACAAGGUCGAGUGGGCGCUUGCCAACCUCCGUGAGUUCGGCAUGGACAAGAAUCUCAUCGCAGAGAACAUCCAGCAGCACCCUGCGAACCCACAGCUGACAGAGUGGAGUCUGCAGUCUUUCCUUCCGGCAGCGGUGUGGAUCACUGCCAUAUUCGGGAGCGCUGACAUGUACGACAUGGAACGCGACCUCCCUCAUGUCGUGGGUAAUGCGUUGAAGUCGCUCGUGGAGCUUGAGAGCGACGAUUUCACGCGCUUCGAUGCUGCCCACAGGGCCCUCUGUAAGCGGGGUCGCGACCUCGUCAACCGCUUCGUUCUUACCCGCCUGAUCGAUCGUGAAUUCAGAGUGUUUCCGACCUUCGAUUCCUCGGUCUCGCUGAAGGACCCAGUUCGGUUCAUUCAGCUCUCGAGCGACAUCCGCGCGACGCGCAGAAUCGGCCGCGGGCCUGGCGACGCUGCCAGCCUUGUUCGCGCGCCUCGUUCAACGCGCCCGCUCGGCGUCAAAAACGCGGACUCAAGAGAGAUCGCAGCUGCUUGCGCGCGCGAGCUCGCGAAGGCACUUCUUCGGCGCGUCGACCCGAUGCAGCGCGGAUUCACCCCGACUCUUAACCUCGCCCACGGCGCCCACGAGCCUUCGGACGCCCGCGUGGCAGAAUUCGCGCCUGAGCUUCAGACGCGCGCGCGGGCGCGGCUCGAGCGAGAGUUGCCCAGCUGGGCGAGGCUCAGCAGCGCCCCGCAUCGCACCUACCUCGGGCGAGAGCUCGGCCCUGGCAUCGCGCGCCAGCUGCGGGAAGAUCUGAUCGCGGACACCUGCGUCUCCAGCCAGGGCACAGAGGAAGUUGAACCAUGUCGCUUGAUUCAGUCUUCAGGCCGCCCUGGCAGCACAGUCACCGUGCCGAGGUCCAUCGAUCUCUUGAAUCUGACAUCUGAUUCAGACAUCGACGUCCUCAUCAACCAGAUCGUGUUCGAGGAGCCCCUGAUAUCCGAAGGGAAGAAGGAGACCUUGCGGAAGAUGCUUUACAAGCUCCUCGACAAGAUCGAGAACAAGGAGCAGCAGCGCUUCUAUUUGUUCAAGAUUUUGCGGGCUCAUAUUCUACCGCUUACCAAUUGUGCAUUCAACAAGUCUGGCUCAAAGUUCAUCACUGGCUCCUACGACCGCACAUGCCGAGUUUGGGACACGCUCAGUGGCGACGAGUUGCUGACUUUGGAUGGGCAUAAGAAUGUAGUGUACGCGAUUGCCUUCAACAACCCCUUCGGCGACAAAAUCGUGACAGGACCACUCUUUUCCCUUUGCCGCGCCACCGCGAAUGUCGUUCCUUUCCUGGUGAUGCUGUUUUCACUUCGUGGCGGGACCAUGAUGUCGCCAAUUCUGUCGCAUGUGCUUCUGAGUGUGUUGCAAGAUUGCGCUGAACAGUAG